UUAAUUGGCCUUGGUUACCUCACAUAAGGAACAGAUAUAAAGCAGUUACCGACGCACGGCAGAGUCGGCCAUUUUGUCAACUUCCAGGAGAUUUGAUGUUCCAAAAUGGCCGCUUUUGUUAUGAACCAGAGGAGUAAGGGUCUUCAAUAAAAUGGUCUUCAUCCGGUCCCUGUUAUUAACCCAUAACAAACGUGUCCUAAUCUUGUGUGUUGCUUUUUUUCCGUGGCAGCUGAAGCUCCUAAUCGGUUCCCCCUCCCCCUCAAAGUUCAACCUCUUAACCGUAGCUCAGAAACAGCCGCCAUCUUGAGGAUAAAAUAGCGCCCUGCAAUUUAAUGGGAUUUCCCUUCUACUCAUAACGCAUGAAUUCUUUCCAGUUGCUGUGGGGUGUGAUGAUGAUGAUGAUGAUGACGACGCAGAGUGUGUGCCCACUUAUUGUAUGAUUGCCCAUGGCGUGCUAACCCUCUUGUUGGUUGCUAUAGGUUACGACACCACUCUCCAGCGUCAGUAAUGCUGCCAUUUAUUGGUUGUCAGAGCUCUAAUCUGGUUUUGUAUCUUCAGUCUGCAGUUCCUGCACCGAACUUCGCUAUGCCCGUUACUGUACCGGUGACCAAUCAGAACGCACUGCAGUUCAGCAACCCCGGGGGGUCAUUGGUCACACAGUCUCUGAUGACGGCCUCGCUCACGGACCCCCGGCUCCUGUCACCGCAGCCACCGACCCUGCAGAGAAACACAGUGUCUCCGGGGCUACCUCAGAGGCCAGCCAGCGCAGGAGCGAUGCUCAGGGGAGACCUUAACAAUUCUAAUGGAACCUGUCCAAGCCCUGUAGGCAAUGGCUACAUCAGUGCGCGAGCCUCUACGGGCCUCAUAACGGUAUCGAACAGGAACACCCUGGGUAAAGUCAUCCCAGCCAAAUCCCCUCCGCCUCCAUCCCAGAACAAUCAGCUCGGAGCCAACAGCCGCAAACCAGACCUGCGCGUUAUCACCUCACAAGGCGGCAAGGGGUUAAUGCAUCACUUGGCGGAGGAUCUGGAAAUGCAGAACACACACCAUGCUCACUCCUUGACCACGCCGGUCGUAUCGGUGGCGACACCCAGUUUACUGUCACAUCAUGGACUGCCGUUCUCUGCCAUGUCCACAGCCUACAACACAGACUACCAGCUGACCAGUGCAGACUUGGCAUCGCUCUCCACGUUCAGCUCUCCAGGAACCUUGUCAUUAGGCAACAUGUCCACCUGGCAUCAACAACAGCACCACCAAGCGCAUCAGAUGGUUCCCGUGUCACUAAGUAACCUGAUAUCCAGUGGACAGCUUCCACACACCGCCACGCUGACAGUCAACACCAACCCAAACAUAAGCAUCAAAAAAGAACCUCUAUCUCCCAACCGGGAACGGAGCACCGGCACCCCAUUGACGUCCUACCCCCACCAGGCGAGGCACGAAGCCACCGGCCGCUCUCCCGUCGACAGCCUGAGCAGCAACGCAAGUUCUUUCGAAGGCAACGACCGAGAGGAUGCAAGGGUCGACUACACCUCUUCGCUUGGGCUGCUGCGACCUUCGAGCGACGUGGAAGGCGAGAGCCCGUCUGUAAAACGCAUGCGGCUCGACGCAUGGGUAACAUAACUGCUCCAGAAACCAAACCCACCCGCCCACCUCGUCCUCACGCUUGCGAGCCACAGGAUGAGGUGCCGAUUGGGAUGGGGUGGGCAGACAGGAGCAGGUCACCAGUGAGGUUUAAUGCUGUAAGGUGGAAACCUAUCAUUAACUGCCUGAGAUAUAGCUUUAGUAUUUGGUAGGUAUUCUUCCUAGUCCAGUGCGUCAGGCAAUGUCUGCAGAGGACAUGGGACUCCAUGGCUGCACUAAGAACCUAAGCCGAGUACGACUCCAGCCCUCCAAAGCCAACUGCUUACCUUGUCGUCUUGUUGACCACAGCUGCUACAGUCAAUCUCGCCACUGCCCUCCAUCCUCACCGAUAUACCCUGCUCACCGCCUCACCCUGCUCUGCUUAUCUGAAGACAUCCAUCGUUGGGCUGCUCGCUACCGGGCCAGCUUUCAUUAUCUAUUACCGGGUUGCUUGAAAGGGAAGCUGCAGACUCUGUUUUUUUUUUUUUUCCGCCAUUCAUGAAACGGUUAAGUCCAAAGUGGCCUCCCUGGCCGAGCAGCGCUCAUUGACAAACUGGAAAUUGAAUUCCUAGCUGCUUGACGGACCUUAGUUGGGUUUUUUGCUUGUUUCAAGUUAACGAACCGGCAUCUUAUCGGGUUGCACACCAUGGAGAGCCACCUUCCCCUCCCAUCCUCCACCCGUCAUGGAAGCUCCUUCCAGUCUCCGGCUCACUCAGCGCAGACGGGACCGUCCAGAGAUCAAGCUACGUAGACAUAUCUAAAACUCGAACCCCCGCAAGCCAUGGAGCUCUAUCAUAAUGCAGACAAUGCCUUUUUAAAAGAGAAAAAA
This is a messenger RNA of Bufo bufo (common toad), 2449 nucleotides long. RefSeq names its product myocyte-specific enhancer factor 2D homolog. Lineage: Eukaryota; Metazoa; Chordata; Amphibia; Anura; Bufonidae. The transcript is spliced from 8 exons. Bases 508 to 1620 code for a protein of 370 amino acids. The record is from RefSeq and is a predicted model, not a curated record.